Zootermopsis nevadensis is the source of this 4357-nucleotide messenger RNA. RefSeq names its product leucine-rich repeat domain-containing protein reduced ocelli (gene rdo). Gene Ontology annotation, molecular function: protein binding. The record is from RefSeq and is a predicted model, not a curated record. Lineage: Eukaryota; Metazoa; Arthropoda; Insecta; Blattodea; Termopsidae.
UGGCGUGGUCAGUGCUUGCACAACAGCGACAGCUGCUAGUGGAAUGGUGAGCUGUAGCGGCCGAAAUCUGACGUGAUUUCGGCCUGGCGAGUUUUCACUGAGAAGUUUCUUCAGAAUCUGCAGAAAAGACGAAGAUGAUGGGAUAACUUGGCUGAAUAUUCCGCAUUUUUAGCUAACUACUCGUUUCGCUGCCAGCGACUGUAGUUACAAGCGAGGGCUCCCUUCAGCCAGAUAACAAAGGAUGGCGUGUGGAGUUCGAAUUUCCCUGAUGGUGCUUUUCCUCAGCUUGCCUCAGUGGUGCUGGGGUGGGCGGUGUCCUCAUAACUGCACGUGCUAUCUGGACGACAGAGGUCGUCGUCAAAUUAUGUGCGCUCGAGGAGGCAUGACCGAUCCCAUUCCCAUACAAUCAAUGGAUCAGCAAGUUGAAGUGCUGGUAAUAACGGCCCCCUAUAAUUAUUCCAACGACCUCACAAUUGGCCCAAUUUUCCAACAAUUCAAUCGCCUAGAAGAGUUACACAUAGUGCGAUCAAACAUACCUGCGAUUGGCAGACAUUCGUUCUGGGGAGUACCAACUCUUCAGAAGCUAAACUUGACUCACAAUAACAUCUCUCACGUCCUUGACUACAAUUUCCGUGGCCUGGCUAAUCUCCUAGAACUGCAUCUGGACGACAAUCGCAUCGAGUCCAUGCCAAGCGAGACUUUCCGAUAUCUGCAGGAACUCAGGGUCUUGUCACUCGCCCGCAACAGAAUCACCAAACUAGUGCCGAGACUUUUUCUUAUGCUCGGCAAGCUGUACCAGUUGGAUCUCAGUGGCAAUCGGCUUAUGGAGUUGAACCCCGAUGUUUUCAAAGAUGUGCAGAGACUGCGAGUGCUCCGAUGUCGAGGUUGUGGUCUCUCCAACAUCAACACCCUUAUCUACCGCCUGCUUACGGACUUGAUGUACCUUGACCUGGGUGACAACGACUUCAAGUACGUUGCAUCAGACGAGUUUCGGGACCUGAGAAACCUACAAGUUCUCAUGAUGGACGGAAACCAGCUACCUGUGGUUCUGGAACGGACAUUCGGAAACAACGGAGCUAGCGGAGGACAGAUCGACCUGCAGACACUGUCGCUUGCCCGAAACCGCCUUGCUAAAGUGACUGCAACGGCCUUUGAAAAUCUCACCACUCUGCAAGAACUGGACUUAAGUUACAACAAACUGAAUCGCUUGGAGACAACUACUUUCCUUCCGUUGGCUGAAUCUCUCCGUCGACUAAAACUGAGCGGCAAUUUAAUUUCUCUCUCAGAGGUCAAGUACGUUCUACAGGUCAUUCUGAAACUACGUGACCUUUCUCUGGCCGAUAUGGGAAUUACUGACGUCCCUCUGGGGCUUUUCGUGUACCAUGAACACCUCAGAACUCUCAACCUGUCCGGCAACAACUUUGUGCGCUUUCCAGCACAAAUACUGUCUCCGAUACCAAAGUUACAAGAAAUAGAUCUUUCGAGAAAUCGAUUUCGCGGAUUGGACGAGAGGCUGAUACUGAGAUUAGAGGCACUGAAGACGGUACACUUACAAGGAAAUCCAUGGGUUUGCGACGUGUGUCACUUGUCGUACAUGUUGAACUACAUGAACAAGAGCACUUUUGGCGUAGCCAUGAGAGAGCUGGCGUGUUUUUCGCCGUACUCAUUAAAGGGACGACUUCUCGGCUCCCUGUCGAGGUCGUCACUGUCCUGGUGCACCAGUAGUGAUGGCGGUCUGGGGUAUAUGGAGAGUGGUGGUGGAAUUGUGUCAACUAAUUUCCUAGCAGAACAUUCGCGGUUCGGGCUGCUCGCAGCUGGCGCAGUUGUUCUCUUGUUACUACUGACCGCUGCAGCGCUUCUAGUAGGUAUCGCAUAUUCCCGCCAUCAUGCGGCCCACUAUUACACACGAGAGGAGCAGAGAGGACCAGAGCAUGAGGCUAUCUUCGAGAAUCCAGCGGCAAUCCUUGGUGAAAAUGGAGACAUUAAGUACAAAAUAGUGCCCUUGGAUAUCACGAAACCAUCUCCGAGGAAGAAAAAAGUGUCCAUUUCUACAAUUGAUGGGAUCACUAAAGAUCCCGAAAUACAUUCAUUAACUAACGGGACCUGAGUAGUGCGCUUCAGUGACACAGUGGAAACUCAUUGCUAGUAUUACGCAGGGACCAACAUCCUCCGUGAUGCGGACCACCUGGUUGUAGCAUGAGUGGUGUCACUGAAGCAAACCACAUGCAAAUGAAAACAUUCCAGCUAAGCUGUGAGACAUUCGGUCAUUUUGUUUCCGUUCGACCUUAAUGCCGCUGUGCAAGUUCGAAAGAAAAACACCAUCAUACAUCGACGUCUAUCCGGUUUCUAAAAGGAUCGGUCAACUGUCACGGGCCUCUGUACAGACCUCCAUCACUGGAUCUAAACAGACAUCGAGGUCCACAUACCACACAGUAAUAUCGCGCCUUGGCACUUGUGUUUGAUGCUGGGGGCUGUGUAGAAUUGAUUUUCGAUAUGGCUAGCAACUCUGCUCAAGUAAAAGGUAGGGGGAAUUUUGCGAGUGCAAAGUGGCAUGUACCUUGUAGCAGUGGAAUACGUUGAAGAGGAACAGACCGGAGGGAGGAGCCUUGUUCACCCUCCCUUACUUUGAAGGGAAUUCUUGUUACAGCAGGAGCGCCUCGCCUUCCUACCCUUCGGCUUAAUUAACGACCCCUUCUUCAUUUUCACAUCAUGGUGCUACUGAUGGUAGGGGUGGACUCUGACGAAGAGUGCUGGACUUCCAAUCCCAACCCUGUUAAAAUGCUUUGGAAGCUUGAUUUUUAUUGAAGAGUUUAUACAAACAAAAAAUUCAACACAUAGACUAUGAGUGUGAUGAAUAAUUAACAUAUAAUGAAACUUACAUAUAAUGUACAUAAGCCUGUAAAACUAUAAUUUGAGUACUCCUAUAUGUUAUGAAGAUGGGUUUGUUUUAAAUUGUGGCGUAUGCUGAGAGCCGAACGCAAUGUGAAAUGUCUCCAAAGAAGAUAGUGAAAAUAGUAGUAACAGUCUCUCGUAAAGAAAUAUAAUUAUAUUAACUAAUUGGAGUACAGUUUGCGGUGAUGAUGGUGAUGAAAUGUUUUUGAGUCCCAUAACGUUCUAUUUUAAAUAAUCUUUAAAGAAUAGAUAUAGAAGUGUUUUGUUAACACCCAUUUUGACAUGAAGUGUGUUUUUAAAGUCAGAAACACAGUAUACUGGCUCUAAGAAGUAUGCCCUUGUAACAACUACAGUUAUAGUUAUUACUGUAAACUCGUACAAUAUUUUUCAAAGUGUCUAGUGCAUAUCAUUGGAUAAACAUGUUUUUAAUAUUCUAUUUUUAAGUGUGCCAUUUUCUGUCUGAUUUUGUCAUGGGACCAUGAAUAGAAUUCCGUUAUGAACGUGCGUCAGAUUACAGGGGCAGCUACAGGUGAUUUUGUAAUUAAUGUUUCAGGAACAAUCUAUGUUUUAUCGUUCUAAUCGUGCCUAAUGCCUAUAUAACUAGCUUAUAGCAUCAAAUUUGUCAUGAUUAAGAAGCAUUUCUUUGCUUGUCCAUUUAUUACCAAUGUUAAGAACAAUCCGGAAAUUAAUUUACAUUUAUUAACUUACUGUAAAAAUAUAUAUAUUUAAUUUCGUAUAAAUCAAUAAGGAAUUAUUCUGAGCUCGAAUAGAUAACAUGUAGAAAGGCUACAAUAAAUGGCCGCUUGAAAAGUUAACUUUUCAGUCUAGUAUUUCUUUGUAAUAAUUGUUUCCAGUUUUGUUCGUGCACGACGUACAGGAUAUAUAUUUAGCUUAAACUGAAAUAAUCGGGGAUGUCUGUGAUUUAAAACACAGGGAAGCAGUAGACCAUAUGGAAUCAAAUAUAUCAAUAAAUUUUAAUUAAGCAGUGUCUUCCAAGUUGCUAAAUUAUAAAACAUUAAAACUGAAUGUUGUGAGGACCAUAUUAUAUCAGUUAAAUAUAGCUUAAUUUUCUUAUAUCCUCCUCAUUUUAGUAACACAGUUUCAUUCGUGUCUGCGUAAAACAAAGCUACUUACAGCCCUAUUAUGCAAGUAUUUUAUAUUUUUAAGACUAACUUGGUACUACUUAUACAUCGUUCUAAAGACGCAUUUAAAAUGAGGAGCCUGUAUGACAUGGUAAUAAACAAGGAUUCAAGCAACUGUUGCUGCCCCUUCUAUUUUAAAUUUGUUUAUAUUAUUCUCCUUAUCAUUUAUUCAUAAAAUACAAGAAUGUAUUAAAGCAGCGUGGAGUUGGUUAUUAUGCUGUGUCUUUAUGUAGUCUGUAGUGACUUGUGAUACUUAUCAUUAUCAUUAUCCCUACGUGGUUUGUGUUAUCACGUUUUAUUACACGGGGAAUUCCUUGAGUGCA